AUGCAGCGCUGGGCACUCCUCCUAUCAGCGCAUGAGUAUAUCAUCGAAUACCGUAAGGGUGCACUACAUGCAAAUGCAGAUGGACUUUCACGCUUACCACUCUCCCACACUCAUAAAGAGAAGCUAGGCGCAGUAGAGGUGUUCUACACCUCUCAGUUGGACACACUACCAGUCAGUAACACCGAGAUCAAACGUGAGACCCUGUCUGACUCCACUUUAUCUCGUGUCCAGGAAAUUGUCUCCACUGGUCGUUGUCCAUCUGCAAAGGAUGCCGACGAAGAGCUGUCGCCCUAUCUGUUGCGCCGGCAUGACCUCACCAUACAACAGGGAUGCCUCAUGUGGGGUAUGAGAGUGAUUGUGCCUCCUAAACUGCGCCCCCGGGUUCUGAAAGAGCUCCACUCAGCACAUCCAGGAGUAGUGAGGAUGAAGAGCUUGGCACGCAGUUAUGUGUGGUGGCCCGGCGUCGACUCUCAAAUUGAGCUUCACGCCAAAUCCUGCCCCCCGUGUCAGAGCAUACAAAAAGCACCUGGGUUAGCUCCUCUACACCCUUGGAUGUGGCCAUCCAGUCCUUGGGAAAGGAUACAUGUGGACUUUGCGGGUCCAUUCGAAGGUCAUAUGUACCUGAUCACUGUGGACGCCCAUUCCAAGUGGCCUGAGGUGCAUAUCAUGGACAGCACCACAGCCAGCAAGACCAUACAAGUGCUCAGGGGACUUUUGAGUCGCCAUGGAAUUCCGCACAUCCUUGUGAGCGACAAUGGACCUCAGUUCUGUUCUGAAGAAUUCAGUGCCUUCCUGAAGUCCAAUGGAGUCAAACACACCCGCUCAGCGCCGUACCAUCCUGCUACCAAUGGCUUGGCAGAGCGUUUUGUGCGCACAUUCAAACAGGCCUUAAAAUCAUCUAAGGGCACCGGGAUGGUGCAACAACGCCUUGAUACGUUCCUGCUGGCAUACCGCAACAUCCCCCACACCACAACAACGGAAACGCCAGCCAUGUUGUUCCUUGGACGCAGGCUGUGUUCUCGUCUGGAUUUCCUGAAACCCAAUAUUGCUGGAACAGUGCACAGAUCACAGGAUGCCCAACAACAACGCCGCCACCAACACUCAAAGGACAGGCAGUUUGAUGUUGGGGAGCCAGUCCGUGUGCGGGACUAUAGGAAGGGGGAGGAGAAGUGGACACAAGGAUAG
Molecule: messenger RNA, 1185 nt
Organism: Gadus chalcogrammus (walleye pollock)
Lineage: Eukaryota; Metazoa; Chordata; Actinopteri; Gadiformes; Gadidae
Exons: 2
Coding region: 1-1185 (394 amino acids)
Biological process (GO): DNA integration
Molecular function (GO): nucleic acid binding
Source: RefSeq, a predicted model, not a curated record